Molecule: messenger RNA, 1284 nt
Organism: Bursaphelenchus xylophilus (pine wood nematode)
Lineage: Eukaryota; Metazoa; Nematoda; Chromadorea; Rhabditida; Aphelenchoididae
Source: the annotation of a GenBank genome assembly
AUGGGUAGGAACAAGAAAAGAGGGUUCGGAGGGCAUAAUCAAGGUAAUAGAGGUGAUGGGAAAGGCCAUAGACGAACGAAAGAAGAGCGCGACUUGGCGGAAUGUUCUCAACAAGUGGAGCGGCUCGAUAUUACAGAUGAAAGUGAGGAAGAUGGAGAUUCCGAGGUGGAAAACGAAACCUCAAGCGAGGAGGAGAAUGAGGUAAGUUAGUUUGGUUUGAUUUUGAGAUUUAGAUGCUUUUUUGGCAAUAUUUGAGGAGUUAUACUCAUGGAUAAUAUAAGGCAUGAAAACUGAGGAAGAUGGUCAGUUCCAUUAUCUGGAAUUUAGAAAAUGUCUCCUAUGUUUCCCGAAACGGUUUGAAGGCAAUUUCUCGUUUUGAAAAGCCUUUUUAAAUUCAUCUCCAUCUGCACCAUGAAGAAAAACGUAAUUUCAGAUUCCAGAAAUGCCCUGUCGAAUAGCCAUGUUCGACUUUAACCAGUGUGAUCCUAAACGAUGUUCUGGUCGUAAAUUACAACGUCAUGGAUUGAUGAGCACAAUAAAAAUGGGAUCAAAGUUCCCCGGAUUAGUCCUCUCGCCGACGGGAACCAGCACCCUUUCCCCCGCGGAUCGCGAGUUUAUCCUGGCGAAUGGGUUAGCCGUGGUGGAUUGCUCAUGGAAUCAGGUGGAAGGCACACCAAUUCACAGAGUCAAAGUGGGUUUUAUCGAGUUGUUUGUUUGGUUUUGAGUUUAGAGAGAAAGGAAGAUGAGUAAGGCGAGGGAAGGACAGUUUUAGGACGGGAAGUUCUGUUUGAUGUCUAAAAUUUGAGACGUACAGGUGUUGCAGGCUUGUUAAGGCUUUUAGAAACGUUUUAUGGAUACCUCGGGGGUUUUCUUAGCCUUACUGGAAGCUGUGGAGGUUUUCGAUCUUAUACAUGAAAAUUUUAGGCAAACGAACACCGUCUCCUCCCAUUUCUAAUCGCCGCAAAUCCUGUGAAUUAUGGGGCACCUUGCAAACUGACCUGUGCCGAGGCUUUGGCCGCUGGGCUUUGGAUUAUCAAUGAGAUUCCAGCUGCAGAAGUUCUCAUGUCCAAGUUCAAGUGGGGUCCAAACUUCCUGACGUUGAAUAAAGAAGUUCUGGAGGUCUACAGAGCUUGUAAAGAUUCCAAAGACUUGAUUGCGAAGCAAAAUGAAUAUCUGAAAAGAAUCGACGAAGAACAUAAGAGGGAAAGGGACCGAGGAAUGGAUCUUCCACCAUCAGAGUCUGAAAGUGAAGAAGAGGAAGAAACGGAUGAAGAUGAGAAGUAA